UCGUGGCAGCUUUGCGACUCGUUUUUUUUUCCCCGAAAAACGCGUCGUUACCUCUCCCUCUCCCUCUAAUUGUUAAAAAAAAUAAUAAUCAUCGUUCACUGAGUUUAUUUGUUUUCAUCACCGAUGAUAUUGCGACUGAGUAAAAACAGUUGAAAAGGGAAAUAAUAAUUGGACGCGCGAUAAGGGAAAAAUCGAGUGCUCGGCGAAGUAUUUGAAGGAGUAAUUGACAAAAUGCCAUCAGCGGACUCCAUGUGACUCAUCAUUAAUCCGAUGAUUCUCUCGUGAUCAAUCAAAUGGAUUUAUUAGUGGAUUAUUGCGAAUUUUUACCGACGAAUGUUGUGUCUUCAGACGAUAUCGGGGCGUCCAACGGACGCUUGCGCUACGCUACUCACACUUUGUGGGAAAAAAAACCAAUGCCAAUGAUUGUAUGAAGUGAUUUCAACGUCAUCGGAUAUUGUUCAAGAUUGUAUUCACUGAUUGUUGUUCGUAUGAUUUGAUCCGUGUGGUUAUGCUGUUGUGGUGAUUGUGGGUGCGCGAGUGCUAUCAUUUGGAAAUUCUGUUCAAGGCUCGGGCUGAGGGGUCACUGGCAUCACAGUUGUUCGGGAUUUAUUGAUUCAUCUGGUGGAUAAUUAGUUUUGUGGAUUGUAUUCAAGUUAUCACGCGUGGAUACGUCGCACGAUAUGGAUUGGGCGAUCAAGGCGCGACGAACACUGGGCCGUUUCGUACCGAGCAAAAAUGAAGACACGAGGAAUAAAGGGAAUCGUUGCGUGAGCGGGGGUGGCAGCCGCGGUAGCGGUGCGACCGGUACAACCGGGCCAACUGGUGCAACUGGUGGGGGUGGUAACAACGUCCUUGCUAACGACGGUAGUGUUAUAGUUGGUCGUGGGGCCCUCUACGGGGGUGGUGGGGGCGGCGGUAGCCCCAGACGUGGAGGUGGUCAAGAGGGUGGUGGACAACCACCUAUCAACGGUCAUUAUAACGGUCAUCAUACCACUAGUACAAGACACCACAGGCACAAAGUGUCGGCUGGCUGUGUUGAACUACGCCAUCAUCCACAUCAUCACCGACACCACCCCCACUAUCGCUCCCAUCAUCGGGGCAUGACCAUGGGCCAAAAGAUAUCAGGCGGCGUGAAGAGCGUGACGCGUGAAAGCGGAGCGGGAGCGGGUGGAGGAGUUGGAGUUGGUGGUGGUACAAUGCCACCAUACAAACCAGUGGUGCCACGUGAACUUGCUCAGGACUUCUCGAGGCCGGCGCGCCUCGAUGUACUCCUUGAUAUGCCACCGGCGUCACGAGAAGCACAAGUACACCAUGGAUGGAAUGCUGAAGACCGGAGUCUCAACAUAUUCGUCAAGGAAGACGACAAACUGACGUUUCACCGUCAUCCAGUUGCCCAGAGUACAGACUGCAUAAGAGGGAAAAUUGGUUACACAAAGGGUAUGCACGUGUGGGAAGUUAAUUGGAGUACGAAACAACGUGGUACACAUGCAGUUGUUGGUGUUGCAACCGCCGAUGCACCAUUACACAGUGUUGGCUAUCAGAGUCUAGUCGGCAAUAAUGCACUCAGUUGGGGCUGGGACUUGGGUAGAAAUAAACUUUAUCACGACUCUAAGAAUAACAAUGGCGUUACGUAUCCAGCGCUACUUAAACCUGAUGAGACGUUUGUUGUACCAGACAAAUUUUUAGUUGUCCUUGACAUGGAUGAAGGGACGUUAGCAUUUGUCGUCGAUGGCCAGUACCUGGGUAUAGCAUUCAGAGGAUUAAAAGGAAGAAAGUUACACCCCAUUGUCUCCGCAGUGUGGGGACACUGUGAGAUUACGAUGAAAUACAUCGGUGGCCUUGACCCCGAGCCUCUGCCUCUGAUGGACCUCUGUCGAAGAGUAAUCCGCCAAAGAAUCGGUAAACACCGACUCGAAAGAAUUCAAGACCUAAAUUUGCCCCAGGCCAUGAAGACUUACCUUCUGUACCGUGACAGGAGGUAACCACCACACUUGAUUCAUCAACAAAUACCCGAUAAAAUCAUCGACGUAUGUCCACAUAAUGCCCAGCUGCCUUGCAAGCAACCGAGAACAAUCCACGUGUAGUCUCGUGUCUCUUUCUCCUCUAAAAAAUAAAUGAUGAGUCGUUAAUGGUGAGCGUCAAUGUCCCAUAAAACAUUAACAAGUUCAAAAGAUUAAAAAAAAUUCUCAAAUUGCCAUUGAGAACGACUCUCAUCGAUGAAAAAUAAAAAUCUAGCGAAUUAUUAGGUAAUUGUUGUUUUAUGUUGUCAAUACGACAUCGUCGUAGAGUCUUUAUUAAUUGUUAUAAGCCGAUAAAGAAUGUGUGACCGUUUAUAAUUUAGUUUUUCAAAUGGUUCCACUCAUUUCUUAAGCGUUUAAUUAAUUUUCUUUCAUCUUCAGUUGUAUUGUGAUGGCUGAAAAAUUUAAUUUACCGUUUUGUUUUGAUUUAUUCGAGUGGAGAUGAUGAUGAAAGAAGAAUAAUUAAAGGAAAAACUGGCGAUUUUCGUUUUUGACUUUUGUUAAUUGGCGAUUAUCUCGGGAACGAGUGGGUUUGGGGGAAAAUGUCAGAAAAUAUUUUUUGUGGAGAAUUGAAUUUCUCAGAAGAAGUGUAUUAUGACAUUUUUCUCUAAACCCAGUGAUUUCGGAGAUAAUUGCACUUUUAGGGGGCAACAACGAAAAUUGUCAGUUGUCAUCAAUGAUUCAGCGAUUUAGUAAUAAAAUUGAUGGAGACACGUGGGGACUCGAGAUGACCGUGACCCUGAGGAUUCAUGGUUGGCCAGUAAAUAAAAACAGUUAGACUUAGUCGAGCCUGAAGACUGACAGUGGUCAUUGGUACCUAGAUUGCAACAAAUGAGAGAUAAUUUUUAAAGAUUGAGGGAUUGAAUAUCUUAAAUCCUCGGUAAUUGUUGUACAUGUCUAGUCUGAUAAUGGUAAUGGGCAGUUGUAGCUGGUGAAGAUGAUGAGGACAAGUGGAAAUUGACGAAAUUAUGAACUUUUAAUUAAUAAAAUGAUGAUUGAAAUGGAAGAGAUGGAAUAAAGUGUACAGUGACGAAUUAAUAACACUAGGAGGGGAUUUAUUAAUUGUGAGAGGUGAUUAAUCAACAGCUGAUCCCUUCCAUAGACUCGUUUUUCAAAUAUUUUCUAAGCAUGCUAGGUAUAAUGAUAAAUAGAAGUGUGAGCGUGUCGUUGGGGCAAGAUUUUUUGAAAAUUGAAAAACAUCAAUGAGAGAUUUUUGAUGAUGUAAAAGAACGAAAUGACUGUGUGGACCGAUUGAUUUAUUUACGUUUUAUUCAUUUCACUUUAUGUAUGUUUUUUUGUUCGUUACGAAUGUAAAAUUUAAUCGUCAAUCUGGUCAUUUUUGUGUCAUGAUGCGUGAUGAUGAAAUAAUUGGUUAUGACGAUAUUAAUAAGACGAAUUUGUGGAGUUUUUGGGAUUAUCUCGGUAGUGAGGGGGUUUAGGGGGAAAUGGCUGUUGACAUUUUCCUCUGGAACCACUCGUUAACGAGAUGAUUCAACAAUUAACGAGUGUCUAAACAAUUUAUGACAAUUGGACUUAUGUUGAUUGGUGAUUAUCUCGUUAAUGAGGGAUUUCAGCGGAAAAUUUCAGAAGACACUUUUUGUAGAGCAUUAAAUUUCCCAGAAAAAAAUGUCUAUUAACAUUUUUCUCUAAAUCCAGUAGUUUCCGAGAUAAUUAUGAAAUUGCGAGGAGGACACGAGAUUUGACAUUUUCCCUAUUUGUGAGAUGAAUAUAAUUAAUUACCUCGACUAAGUAAAUUUAAUUAUCCAAUUUUUUCUGAUUAAAACACAAAAACAUUUUACGUUAAUUAUCUUUUCUUAGAAAAAGCGACUGACUACGGGCAUUGACAGUCAACAUGCAUAAUAAUGGUAGCGCUGUCAUUGAUUAAUACGAAGACAAUUAUAAAAAUACUUUAUGCUGAUUAAAACAAAAAUUCAGUAAUUUUUCCAUGAAGAGAAAUUACGAUUUUUGAUUGAAAAAUUA
Diachasma alloeum is the source of this 3998-nucleotide messenger RNA. Its product is annotated as protein gustavus. NCBI's taxonomy places the organism in Eukaryota, Metazoa, Arthropoda, Insecta, Hymenoptera, Braconidae. The transcript has 7 exons. Gene Ontology annotation, biological process: intracellular signal transduction; proteasome-mediated ubiquitin-dependent protein catabolic process. Gene Ontology annotation, cellular component: SCF ubiquitin ligase complex. The coding region runs from base 681 to 1982 and encodes 433 amino acids. Gene Ontology annotation, molecular function: protein binding. The record is from RefSeq and is a predicted model, not a curated record.